Molecule: messenger RNA, 4253 nt
Organism: Xiphophorus hellerii (green swordtail)
Lineage: Eukaryota; Metazoa; Chordata; Actinopteri; Cyprinodontiformes; Poeciliidae
Product: protein ZNF365-like
Exons: 6
Coding region: 1064-2386 (440 amino acids)
Biological process (GO): regulation of neuron projection development; telomere maintenance; regulation of double-strand break repair via homologous recombination
Source: RefSeq, a predicted model, not a curated record
AAGCUGCAGUUCGGAUCAAUCAGACCCAAUUAGUCUCAUUUUUCAUUCAUAAUUAGCGCCAUUCUGAUCAGUUAAUUUCUGUGCAUCAAUAACUGAUUUAAUUUGGUGCUAAUCAGAGGAAACAUCCAGGAAUCAUUAAAUAUUAAAAUAACUGAUCAAUAAGAAGAGAUCGAUUUAUUAUCUCACCAUUAAUUAUUAUCCAACAUGUUUUUCUUUAUUUCAUCCUAAUUUAUUUCUGUCUUUAGUUCAUGUUGAUCUGGUUUAAUCUCUGGAAACCUUCAGGUUUGUCUGCAUGGUGGUGGCUCAUCAUGCUGCGGGCCUGGGCUCUGAUUCAGGUUCUGAACAGAAACUCAGUGUGAACAGAGAGAUUCUUUCCUGAAAGAACUACUGUAGUUUAAAGUUCUGAUCCAUUUGUUCACCAGAACUCAUUAAGGUCUCGGCCCACAGCAUCACUCCGCCCUCAGGUCUUUUCUAACUCCAGGAAUGAAAACGUUCUGCGCUGAAUGUACAGAUUCUUGGCAAAGAUUGAUCUGAUUCUCUGAACAGAGUCCUGAUCCUGAACAGGUUCCUGAAUCAGUUCAGAUUUCUGAUUCUAGUUAGUUAACAUUUCUAAACAGAUUCCUGAAUCUGAUCAAAUUCAGGAAUCUGAACGUCUAGACUUUUGAUUCCUGAUCCGUUACUGAACAGAUUCCUCAUUCACUGAACAGAUUCCUCAUUCACUGAACAGAUUCAGUCGGGGAUUAAACUAAUCCGACCUUGGUGAACCGACCCUGAUGCAACACUUUGUGUGAAUUGGAUCUGAUCUUAGAAUCGGUACCGGCCAAAACCAGAACCAGCAGGUCAGGUUCUUUAAGGAGGUCGGAUGGAGAACUGCAGCCGGUUUAGUUCCAACCAGAACCAGAACUGCUGUUAGAUUUACUGCUUGAAACAAACGAUGCAGCGAUAAAUCAGUAGAUGUUUUUAAUUUUGUGUAAUUCAGGAGUAAACGUUCUUAUUCCCUAAUCUUAAUCUCGGUUAAGAAAGGUCUGGAAAUCGCUCCACGUUUCCAACUCAGAGUGGAGAGAUGCAGCAGAAGUUGUGCUCCAGAGGUUCUGGCUCCUUCCUGUUGGAGAGGAACGGCCAGGCCUGCGGCGCCCUCCCGGACUCCGUCACUUCCUGUGAGCUCCCGUUCCGAUGCCCCCGAUGCGGCGAGCAGCAGCGGUUCCGCAGCCUGGCCUCGCUGCGGGCCCACCUGGAGUACCGCCACUCCUACCGCUCUCCGGACGUGGUGUCUGGAGACUUCAGCAUCACGGGGUCGCACCCCGACCCGCUGGCGGCCGCCAUCGCCUGGCAGGACGCCAGCCUCCCGGCCCGCAGGGGGCAGCACGGCGCCGCGCGGCCGCCUCACGUCCGCUCCCUCAGCGACAGCAGAGACAGCGGCUACCUGCACUCCUACGGCGCGGUGAGGAGGCGCACCCAGAGCGUCGGCGUGGGGACGCAGGAGGAAGAGGUGGAUGAUGAAGAUACAGGAGAGGAAGAGGAGGAUGGAGAGGAAGCAGAAGAGACCAGAGACGAGUCGGAAGUCAAACAUUCAGACUCAGGACGCCUUCGUCAUCUCCGGUUCCCUCCGGCGUCCCCGGACCCGGACCUGAACCCGAACCUGGACCUGGUUGCGCAGAGCUCCUACUGCGGCCGGGAGACGGCGGCGGCCUCGGCGGCGGUGCGGCGGCGGCUGGCCAGCAUCCUGCGGGCCGCCGACGGCACCAUGCAACGGCGCCUGGCCAAGGUCAGCACGGAGCUGGCCCGGACCGACACCGAGCUGCUGUGUGAGCGCGCCCACUCGCAGCACCUGGCCCAGGAGCGGCAGCAGGUGGCGGAGCGGGAGCGCUCGCUCAGCCGGCAGGUGGACGUGGCCGUCAUGGUGAUCGCCGCCCUGAGGGAGCAGCUCAACGCCUCCGAGAGCGAGCUGGAGCGCCGGGAGAGGGAGGUUCUGACCAUCCAGAGGUUCCUGGAGGCCGCGGCCCGCCAGGAGACCAGCGGGAAAGUCCGGAUCCAGCGCUUCAUCGAGAACCUGCUGGGUCGGAUCGCGCUGGCGGAGAGGCUGGUGGAGUAUUACCAGGUGAACGGCGGGCAGGCGCAGGGCGAGCGCCACAAGCAGCAGCCUGACGACGGCCGACACAGAAUCACUAAAAGCAGGUCCGCCGGGGAUCAGCUGUUCUCCGGUCUCCAUGACAACAGGACGUCCUGCCGGUUCGGCGGCGGGCCGCCGGGCUCCAAAGCGGGUCCGGACCGGGACCGGGAGCGCCAGGAACGCCUGGCCCAGUCCUCCAGGCUGUUCUGCCGGCCGGAGCACAGAGACGACAUCUGGAACCAGCAGCGGCGCCGGUCCACCGGGUACGAGGCCUAGAACUGUGGAGACUGCCCAGACAGACGGGCCUGAACAGAACCUCAGCAGAACCGGCUUCCCUCGGUUCCUGUGGGCGCUGAAUCGAAUUCUGCUGGUACCUUUUAGUUCUGGAUGUUUGUCUGCUGAGGUGAAGUGGACCAGAAAACAACCCGGUUCUGAUUGUUAGCAGAACCAACAGAAGUACCAACCGGACCAGGCUAAAUGUACCAGCUGUGUUCGGUUCCGGAUCAAACCUCUGCAGGGCGGUUCUGGUUCUUCAUACAUCAGCACAAACCGAUCGGGUCAGAACCAAAGUAUUUAUUAAUCAGAAACUCUCCAUGUCCUCGGGUUGAACCUUUUCAUUCUGACCCGGUUCUGCAGAACCUCCAGGAGUUCUGCAUGCAGGCAGCAGAACUUCCUGGUGGAUUUCUCUGGGCUCGGUUGCUUUUUCUGUCCGGUUUUCCAGACGACGGAUUCAACAGUUUCCAGGUUCUGAUCCAGGUUCUGAUCCAGGUUCUGAUCCAGGUUCUUCUGGACCUUAAAGAUGUGAAUCAACAUCCUGAGCAAAUAUUUUCUGUCCAACAACAGAUGUUGACCCGGUCCUCAUCACAGCGUUGGUGUUCAGCUGGUUCUGAUGGUCCGAUUGUAACCACCGUGUGAAAAAUGGGUUUAAAUGAUCUAGAACCCAACAGAACCGGAAGAGAAGGUUUGUGUUCUGAACCAGCCGAUCCUGAUUGGUGGAAAAUGUUCCGGAUGUUUCCUUCAUUCAGGUUCUGGUUCUGAUUUAUUAAAUGUUCUGUAAAUAAAACGACUCAAUAAGCUGGAAGACGACGGACAAAAACACCGAAUCCUGACAAGUUUCCCUCCGUUUUCUCUCCUCCUGUUGCAGUGGAGUCAGCAGGUGGACGGGUCACCUGGACGGGUCACCUGACCGGUCACCUGGACGGGUCACCUGGACGGGUCACCUGACCGGUCACCUGACCGGUCACCUGGACGGGUCACCUGGACCGGUCACCUGGACGGGUCACCUGGACGGGUCACCUGACCGGUCACCUGGACGGGUCACCUGGACCGGUCACCUGACCGGUCACCUGGACGGGUCACCUGACCGGUCACCUGACCGGUCACCUGGACGGGUCACCUGACCGGUCACCUGGACGGGCCACCUGGACCGGUCACCUGGACGGGUCACCUGACCGGUCACCUGACGUUUCUGCCUCGUAAUCAAUUUAAAUUUUUAAUUUUCUCAUUAAUUUACAACUUUUUACACCAGUUUUUAUUUCUUGUAAAUAUGUGAAGCUAAUUUAUAAAUUUCAGAUUUUUUGGUGUAAAUUUUCUUCGAUCUAAAAUCGCCCUGAUGCUUGGCCAGACGCUCGUCCUGACGGUGGUUUAGUGGUUGCCAUGGUAACCCCUGACCUCUGACCUGUCCUGUAAUGGAGGUUUUAGUUUUUCUAGAACGCUGUUGAAUGUUUGGUGGAAGGUAGAAACCCGUCGUGUCCAGCCUCCGUGGUAAAGCAUGCUGUAGCUGCUGGUGUCUCUAUAUCCUGCUGUGUGUUUUCUAGCAGACUAACUUUAUUUUGGCGGUCUGAGCAGGAAGUUGCACUUUGCUGGUUGUUUUCACGCCAGGAGAUGAAUGUAGCCGACAGUCAGCUCCCCAAACGGGUCGCUGACCGGGUCUGUUCUGAGAGGCCGCUGGGUUUCCAUGUUGUGUUCAUGUCGCGUGUUCUUCCCUCGGCCCGGUUCGGUCCGUUUGGACCCGGCUGGGAGGAGUAAUCUCUAGUUUGGUGCCUUCGCUCCAGAACUCUGUAGUCUGUGAAACACUGUGAGGAGCUGCAGUCUCUGUCCUGUCAUGAUGUUCGAUGGAUUAAAGAACAAACAUGAGACCAAA